UUGUAUCAGAAGAAGUUCGAUAAAAGAAAGAAACACCGGAUAAAAGUUUUAAAAACUCUUAGCACUAUUGGUGAUGAAUUUAAUAACAUUGAGGAUACUCGUAGCAUUAGUGAUGAUGAACUUAAUGAUAUUGAGAGUAGUGAUACAGAAAUAAGUGUUUUAAGAACUGAAGAAGCGAAUAAUGUUAUUACAAGAUUGUUGCAAGCAGUUUCAGAAGUGACUAAUCAUCAGCUGCUCAUGUAUAUUAGAAAUUCAGUAAGAGCAAAAAGGCGUCGAAAACAAUUACAAUGGAAAGCUGCAGUUGGAAUACCCAAGCUAGAAUCAUUUUGGUCAUCAAUAGCGAAUGCAUGUACAAGUGUGAAUGAUAGUGAUAAUACAAGUAUGAAUGAUGAACUAACUAGUUUAGAUAGUGAUAAUUUUGAAGUUGAGAUUGUUAGAGACUACAAUUUAAUAUCUUCUAAAAACUUAAACAAUAUAAUCAAACAAUUAGAAAAUGAAUUCAAAAGUGAUGAGUAUAGUAAGAUCGAGAAAGCUCGCCUUUAUACAAUGUUAUCUUAUUUGCGUUUUGUGAAAUGUGGCCGAAAGAGAGUUGAAGCAAGUACUAUUGUAGCAGAAGCAGCUGAGAAGGCUAGAAAUUGGUUGGAAGCAUUUGGGUUUGAAUAUUCAGAAGUUAGAAAAGGAAUGUAUAUAGAUAGGUAUGAGUGUGCAGAUGUAGUAGCUUAUCAUGAAAGGUUCUUAGAACGAAUGGCUGAAUAUGAAACACAUAUGAUAGUUUUUUUUGCUAAAAAUAUAGAAGAAGAAACUCAACUAGCUUUUCAAGAUAUUCAACCACUUCAUAAAAAAGGCCAAGAGCGGUCAGUUCAUGUUAGUGAAUUUCUUACUGAUGUUAGUAGACGUUUAGUAUUAUGUGAAGAAGACAAGAUCACUUUUCCUAACCUGCUAUCAGAAGCUUGUAUUAUAACCUACUCAGCUCGGUUUCCAAGUACAAAAGCCCUUUUUGCAUUUGACAAUGCAACUGGAUAUUGUGCAUAUUCCAAAGAUACCCUUGUGACAAAAAAUAUAAAUUUAUCUCCCAGUAGCAAACAGCCAAAAAUGAGAAGUACCAUGUAUGGAGACAAUAUUCCGCAAAAGAUGUGUUUUCCUGAAGAUUAUGAUGAUCCUAAUUUGUGUGGUAAGCCAAAAGGCUUGAAGCAAGUUUUGAGUGAACGAGAAUUGUGGUAUGAUAGGAUGAAGUUGAUAUAUAAGGGAGGUUGUGAAGAAGGAAGAAUUAACUGUUGUGCUAGAACUACAAUGGUGAAUCAACCUGAUUUUAGAGCACAACGUAAAAAACUUGAAGAAGCAAUUAUUUUAGCAGGUCAUGAAGUUAUUUUUUAUCCAAAAUUCCAUUGUUUGAAAAAAACUGUACCACAAGCUCUUGAAUCAGUAUCUCUUACUAAAAUUAGACAAUAUACUCAGAAGGCUUUUAGAUUUAUAGAUAUAUAUCGCAAAGGCUUGACUGGAAAAGUUGCAGAAUAUGCUAUAAAAAAAUAUUGUUCGCAUCGCUGUAUUUCAGAUACGAUUUUAAAUGAAAUUGAUGUAGUGAAUGAAUAA
This is a messenger RNA of Scutellospora calospora, 1590 nucleotides long. The record is from the annotation of a GenBank genome assembly. NCBI's taxonomy places the organism in Eukaryota, Fungi, Glomeromycota, Glomeromycetes, Diversisporales, Gigasporaceae.